Macroventuria anomochaeta is the source of this 2739-nucleotide messenger RNA. RefSeq lists its product as uncharacterized. Gene Ontology annotation, molecular function: DNA-binding transcription factor activity, RNA polymerase II-specific; DNA binding; zinc ion binding. NCBI's taxonomy places the organism in Eukaryota, Fungi, Ascomycota, Dothideomycetes, Pleosporales, Didymellaceae. Gene Ontology annotation, biological process: DNA-templated transcription; regulation of DNA-templated transcription. Bases 1 to 2739 code for a protein of 912 amino acids. The transcript is spliced from 6 exons. The record is from RefSeq and is a predicted model, not a curated record.
AUGGCGUCUGGCGAGCACAGCUUCAGGACACAGUCAGCGCAGCCUCCAGCGCCAUCACCGCUGGCUCCGCAACCUAGCAACGGCGCAUCGGACAGUCCCACGUCACAGGCCGUUCCGCCUGGCCAUCCCUCAUUCAGACGGCAGCGCGCCAGUCGAGCAUGCGAGACAUGCCAUUCGCGCAAAGUUCGGUGCGACGCCGCCUCGUUGGGUGUCCCAUGCACCAACUGCACUGCCUUCUCCAUCGAAUGCCGCAUCCCCACACCCAAGCGCAAGAAAACACAGACAUCGCGAGCCAAGGAAGCAGACGGCGUAAGCGAAGCAGGCGACAAUAACGAUGGUUGCUCGCCAGGGAGCAUCUCGGUCGAGCCGCGUGACAAGACGACCGUCUCCAACUCAGAGGAUGGCACCCCCGCAAAUAACUUCUCCCACGCAUACGCUGCCCAGCAGGCCGCCCACAACGGCACAUACGUGCAGUUCAUGAAGCCCAAGUUCGCCAGAGCCCCGAUCAAGGAAGCUGGUCGCGUCGCAUACCUAGGUGAAUCAUCGAAUCUGUCUUUGCUGGUCCACGACCGCUAUGGAACAACAGAUGUAGUUCAUUACCCGUUGCCUGAGAAUGUGCGCGGUGCUAAAGCUCGCGUGAACGAGAUGGACAACAUGGAGAUCGAGAUUCUGCACCAGAGAGGCGCCUUUCUGCUACCGCCGAGGGCACUGUGUGACGAGCUUGUCGAAGCCUUCUUCAAGUGGGUGGCGCCAGUUGUGCCUGUCAUCAACCGCAGCCGCUUUAUGCGCCAGUACCGAGAUCCAAAGAACCCUCCGUCAUUGCUUCUGUUGCAGGCUGUCCUGCUGGCUGGCUCAAGAGUCUGCACAAACCCCCAAUUGAUGGACUCUAGUGGAUCCACUACGCCGGCUGCCAUGACAUUUUACAAGCGUGCGAAGGCCCUUUAUGACGCAAACUUCGAAGACGACCGAGUCACCAUCGUUCAGGCGCUGAUCCUCAUGGGCUGGUACUGGGAGGGACCCGAAGAUGUGACUAAAAACGUGUUUUAUUGGACUCGAGUUGCUAUCGUUGUGGCGCAGGGUUCAGGCAUGCACCGAAGCGUUGAGGGAUCACAGUUGAGCCGUUCAGAUAAACGACUAUGGAAGCGUAUUUGGUGGACGCUCUACAGCCGAGAUCGUUCAGUAGCCGUUGCCCUUGGUAGACCGGUCGCAAUUGAUCCCGAGGACUCAGACGUCGAGAUGAUCUCGGAGGAUGACUUCAUCGAUGAUGAAGCAGAUCGCCCAGCGGAGCACCCCCCAGAUCCAGUCCAUGUUCAGUUCUUCAUCAACUACGUCAAGCUGAGCGAGAUCAUGGGUCUGGUCCUUUCGCAGCAAUAUUCAGUGGCAUCCAAGUAUCGCAGGGCGAAUGCCAUUGACUUAACGCACAGCGACAUGGCCCUCGCAGAUUGGCUGCAACACUGCCCGCCUGAAGUGCAGUGGGAUCGAACACGACACCAUUUCUGGGCUGCGUUGCUACAUGCGAAUUACUACACCACACUCUGUCUCCUGCACCGCGCACACAUGCCGCCAGCCGGAUCACCAAAGUCGACCAACCUGGACGGUUUUGGCGAAGAGCAUGCAUACCCAUCGAGGAACAUCGCAUACCAGGCUGCGGCUAUGAUCACGUCAAUCAUCGAGAAUCUCCGAGCACAUGACGAGAUACGGUACACACCAGCCUUCAUCGUGUACAGUUUAUUUUCAGCUCUCAUCAUGCACGUCUACCAGAUGAAAUCAUCCAACAAGUUGAUUGUUUCAGCAACGGAGCAGCGACUGCAGAUCUGCUUAGAUGCCCUGAAAGAAGUAUCCAAGGUCUGGCUAGUCGCGAAAAUGGUACAUACGCUCUUUGAGUCCAUCUUGGGGAACAAGAGCCUCGAAGAACGUCUGCAAAAAGCCGCUGGCAGAAACCACAAAAAGAAUAAGCCGCCCAGCGUACCACCGCCCCCACCAAAGCCAGCCCAAGAAGCUCCAAAGCGCAAGUUCGAAGAAAUGGAUUUUGGAGGUUUCCCGACUAUCAAUGGUCCACCAGCAGCUCAGGUCUCGUACGAACGAUCACGACCCCAAACGCCUGCAGCCACGCCGUCUCGAGAGCUCCCACCACAGCCACAGCAGAUGCCUCAGAUGUCGGCGGGAUCACCGCAGAUGAACCGCCAUAACCAUGACACUUUCAUGGGUCCUUCACGGUCUGGCACCCGUCCGACCACACCUUUCAAUCCUUCCUACUCGUAUCCUGGAACGCCCCCUGACUUGUUCCUGAUCACCCGUGAUACACCAAACAUCAGCCAGGAGGUCUGGCAAAACUUCCAACCAGAUCAGUUGUUCCCAGCAGAUACUCAGGUCAACUUCCCUCAACCGCCGCAAUCGCUAGUUGAUCCAGCUUUAUCACAGCCUCAGAACAUGCCUUUACAACAACAACAAAACAACGGCAAUAUGCAGUCGCAAUCUCAGCAGCCCCAACAACAGAUGCAGAACCCGAUGAACGGCCAGUUCGAUCAGAACAACCCGCAAGCAUGGGCGCAACAAAUGGAGAUGAUGCAACAAAACCAACAACAGCACGGCGCGCAAGACGAUACCUGGAGCAACAGCUCCAAUGGACGACAUAACCCUGUUGUACCGAUGAGUCUGAAUGUGGACGACUGGUUCAACUUCUUCGGUAUCAACGGUGAGGCCGACAUGUCGCACCUUUUCCAACAUGGUCCGUCUUGA